CCCUCUCUUACUACUAGUUCCUCCCGCCGAACACACUGACACACUUUCUCUCUCUCUCUCUCUCUCUCUCUCUCUCUUCACGGAAGCGCAACCGAAGCUUUCUUUCCUAGGCUUCAACACCGUGCUUUCUCUCUUAAUCCGAAAUUUGGAGAAAUGUUGUAGAGACAAAAUUUUGAGAUGGCCAGGUGGGAUGAGAUUCUGUCCCUCCCUGUACAGAAUCCUCCGAUUUUGGAGUUUUCUGCUGGCGAUAUCGUGUGGUCAAAGGUUGAAGGUUGGCGUGAUAAUAUAGAUAGAGUGGCUUUAAUCCCCUUUGCCAGAGUGGAUGAUUUUAUUAGGGGUGAAUCCUCUAACAAAGACUGCCCGACAAAGUUUCAUGUUGAAGCAAGGCGGAGACGAAGACCAACAACGCCGUACAAACCAAAGGUUGAUGGAGUUCUUGAAUAUAUUCUGUAUUGGUGCUCCUUUGGUCCUGACGACCAUCGAAAGGGUGGCAUUGUUAGACCUAGUAGGACUACUUAUGUGGCCAAGAAGAAAAACGCCGGUCGACCAAAUACCAAGAGAGGAUGCACCUGCCACUUUAUUGUGAAGCGUUUAAUUGCUGAACCUUCGGUAGCACUCAUCAUAUAUAACGAGGAUAAGCAUGUUGAUAAGAAGGGCCUUCCAUGCCAUGGUCCACAGGACAAAAAGGCUGCUGGAACACGUGCUGUUUUUGCCCCUGAUAUUUCGGACGAUCUUCGUCUUCGUGUGCUAUCCCUGCUGUAUGUGGGUGUCUCUGUGGAGACCAUAAUGCAGAGACACAAUGAAUCAGUGGAAAGACAGGGUGGUCCGUGUAAUCGUGAUGACCUGUUAACUCAUCGGUAUGUUCGGAGACAGGAGAGAAGCAUUCGGCGUUCCACAUAUGAAUUGGACACUGAUGAUUCUGUCAGCGUCAGCACAUGGGUGGAAAGCCACCAGAGUAAUGUUUUCUUUUACGAGGACUUCUCUGAUUCUGACCCUUUCACGGUGGGUAUCCAAACAGAGUGGCAGUUGCAACAAAUGAUUCGUUUUGGAAAUCGCAACCUUUUAGUCUCUGAUUCAAAGUUCGGAACGAACAAAUUGAAGUAUCCAGUUCAUAGUCUUCUUGUGUUCAACCCUGACAACAAGGCCAUCCCUGUAGCAUGGAUAAUAUCUCCCAGAUUUGCAUCUUCUGAUUGCUAUAAGUGGAUGAGAGCUCUUUGCAACAGAGUUCAAACAAAAGAUCCUUCAUGGAAGUUGGCUGGAUUUAUCGUUGACGAUCCUCUAGCUGAUGUCUAUGCAAUCAGGGAUGUUUUUCAGUGCUCUGUGUUGAUAAGCUUUUGGCGGGUCCGCCAUUCAUGGCAUAAAAACUUGAUGAAGAAAUGUAUGGAAAAGGAGAUUCGAGUUGAAAUAUCAAGACGACUUGGGGAAAUAAUGGAUAGCAUUUGUCAAGGACAAGGAACUAUAAGUUUAUUUGAGGGUUUCCUGGAAGAUUUUCUUGACGAAUCAGAUUUCAUGGAUUAUUUUAAGGCGACGUGGUAUCCUAGAAUGGGGAAGUGGAUCACCGCAGUGCAAACUCUUCCCAUUGCAAGCCAAGAGACUUGUUCUGCAAUCGAGUUUUACCACAACCAAAUGAAGGUUAGGUUGUUGAAUGAGAAGAAUCCUAUUGUUUACCAAAGAACUGAUUGGUUGGUUGAUAAAUUGAAUACGAAAAUACAUUCGUACUUUUGGCUCGAUGAGUACUCGGGAAAGGAUGAUUUUGCACGAUACCGAAAAGAAGAGUGGGUAAGCGGUUUAACAUCUUGGCGCAAAGCGUUGGAGAUUUCAGACACCGACGUCGUAAUGGAAGGUGGAAGCGCUAAAGUUACUGACCAGCUUGAUCGAGAUAGGUUGCACGUUGUUUGGAACUCCGGUUCACAGUUUGGUAUUUGCGAGUGUAAUUGGGCUGAAAUGGGAAACCUUUGUGAGCAUAUGCUAAAAGUUAUUAGUGUCUGGCGCAAAAAGAAGUCUGCUACACCGUCAAUCAGCCUGCUUCAGUACCAAAAGGUAUUCAUGGAUAUGCUACAAUGUGCACCCCAUGAUUCUUUGAUUCGUGAUCAUGCUGUUUCCUUAGCAGUCUUUGUACAGAAGCAGAUAAAUGGACUGGUAUCUGAAAGCAGAAACUCUAGCAAGGGUCAACCAAGUUCUGGAAAUCAUGAUCAAGAAUUAGCAAGUGGGAGAAGUGAGGACAUCUUGUAUGAUAAAGAGAAUGGUUCUUUGGAUCGACAUGGCACUCAUGGCAGAGUCACAGGUAUUGUUGGUGGACAAACGAAUGAUUCGGGAGAUGGUCGAAAUAGUAUCUGUGGUGAUGGUCUUGCAGAAGAAAUUUCUUGUGCAGAAAUGGAUGUUGACCCAUCAUCUAUCUGUAUUUCUCCGCCUGGUUUACAUUCUGUUGAUGAGGUUGUAUCUAGUGGUGUCCUCUCGGAGAACACGGAGAAAGGAUUGAACUCAGAAAGUGAACAUCUUCCUUCCAAAGAUGCAGAUGCAACUCUUGCCAACACAAAUUGUUUCACAACUCAUGCCUUAAAUAAAGGUGGUCCCGAAAGUGAGAUGGAUAUGGAAUCAAUCUCCAUGGAUAUACCACCUUCAACCAUGGAAUUUGUGGAGCAGUGCACGGUGGCCCAUCAAAAUGACGCCUAUAGUCAAGAUCUCAAGCCUGUUAUAUCCAACACAGUGGAUGCUGAUACCCUAUCUAUCAAGACAUCUCCACCUAUAACAGUACAUGUUGAAUCACAGGCUGUUGAAAUUGCUGAAACUUCAAAUUCCAAGAAAGACAAUGAGGAAGCAUGAGAAAAAGCACAUGCCUCUGCUUGUGUGGUUAGAUGAAGUUGAUGAUCAUGUAGCAGUUUUGUCUGUGAUUACGAGCAUUUGGAAAUAUGUUGGUUAAACACGUUGACCAGUUCUAAAAGAAUUGCCAGACACUGCCAACAUCAGGACAUCGCCAGCAUCUUGCUACCAUGAGGAGUAACGACAUUUCCUGGUUAUGGAUAAUGGAAUUGGUUCCUGCAAGGGCCAUCCUUGGUGACUGAAUCUGGUGCUUUUUCUAAAUGGUAAAGAUUGCCAAAGAUGUCAACAAUCAUAAGAAUUGUUAGUAAUGCUGAGAAAAAUGAAAGUGAAAAGUUAAUGAUAUUAUUGAUAUUGCUCGUGAAAAGUCCGAACAGUAGAGACUGCCCGUGAACCUUGUAAUUGGGGUCCAAGAAAACGUCAAGGUAGAUGCUAGGGGUCGCGGCUAGUGUAACAAACAGCUGUAAGUUCUGCUCUUUGUUCAUGUGCAUAUUCUUUUUGAUAGUCUCAGAUAUUCCCAUUUUAUAGGAUUAGUUGUACCCAGUUACGCAAGUUAUUAUACGCAGCCUUCAGCAGUUCUGUCAAAUUUAAGGAGAAACAUAUUUAGAUUGAAAAUAAAUAAAUAAAUAAAAGGGAAUCUCUUCCCUUAUUUUUCUGUGGUCAUCACUCUCAAGUAUUUUGGCCUUUUGUUCUAACCGAGUCGAUGGUAAGCGGUGC
This is a messenger RNA of Morus notabilis, 3534 nucleotides long. RefSeq lists its product as uncharacterized. The transcript has 6 exons. Lineage: Eukaryota; Viridiplantae; Streptophyta; Magnoliopsida; Rosales; Moraceae. Bases 178 to 2823 code for a protein of 881 amino acids. Gene Ontology annotation, molecular function: zinc ion binding. The record is from RefSeq and is a predicted model, not a curated record.